Molecule: messenger RNA, 1236 nt
Organism: Cryptococcus amylolentus CBS 6039
Lineage: Eukaryota; Fungi; Basidiomycota; Tremellomycetes; Tremellales; Cryptococcaceae
Exons: 2
Biological process (GO): regulation of transcription by RNA polymerase II
Molecular function (GO): RNA polymerase II cis-regulatory region sequence-specific DNA binding; DNA-binding transcription factor activity, RNA polymerase II-specific
Source: RefSeq, a predicted model, not a curated record
GAUGGGGCAUGGUCAGAGGGGGAGUGGGAAUGGGUUGAGGCAGGUGGAGGACAAUGUGGAUUAUGUGGUACCGCUGAACGACACGGCAUUCGCUGCGCCCGCUUCUGCUUCUUCUUCGUCCUCUGCCCUCCCCGGUCCGCUCACGGCCCCCGCCAACGGCAACGGCAACCCCACCUCUUCCUCCACCGCGACACCCUCCCGCACCAGCCGCAAACUCAACGAACUACCGACCGACGGCGACCGCCCAGGGUUUGACUGCAAGCCGCCGUAUCCGUACCACGAGAUGAUCCGGCAUGCGAUCGAGCAGGCGCCGGAUAGGAGGUUGCAGUUGAAUCAGAUUUAUGCGAGUAUUGCGGAAAGGUUUCCGUUCUUCAAGACGUUGGAUGAGAAGAAGACGGCGGGGUGGCAAAAUAGUAUUAGGCACAACCUUUCGCUCAAGAAAAUGUUUGUGAGGGUGAACAAGAUUGAUGGGAUCCCCGAUGAUACUGCCGGUAAAGGCGGCUGGUGGACCGUCAUUCCUGGUGUACCCGAUGAAGGCAGACCGGGCCGCAAAGCCAAAGCCCGCAAAGCCAAAGAACUCGCCGCGCGCCAACUCUUGAUCGACCAGCAAGCUGCCGAAGAAGCCAAAGCUCUCGACGAGGCCCGUGCGCGCGAUCGCGGCGGCGAGCGCGACGGCCCCGAACCCUCCCCCGCCGAGCUUGCGCGGAUGGACCGUGAGAGGAUGAUGGAUAUGGAAAGGCAGAGGGAGAGGGAGCGGGAGCAUGAGCUGAGGCAGAGGGAAAAGAGGGAGAGGGAAGCGAGGGAGGCGAUGGCGUGGGUGGAACAGCAGGAUAGGGCGGAGAUGGCGGAGAAGGAGAGGAGAAGGAAGGAGGGGAAGGAGAAUGAGCCGCUUUUGGCCGGGGCUGGGGGGAGGGUGCCGAUGGGUGAAGCGCCGAGAGAGUAUGUGGCUGGGGAUAAGCGGCCGGAAGGGUGGAUGGGAGGGGUGAAUGGCUGGGCGUAGAUUGGCUUUUUUGUUUCUCUUCUUUCCAUUUUCAUUUCAUUUCAUUUUUUUUGUGUUGCUGGGGUAUAUACAAGUCGAAGAAGGGUUUCUUUCUCAAUUUCAACAUAAAAGUAACAAAGAAGGUUGAUAGUUGUUUCUCCUACUCGAGAUACACACGCACUCAAUCUUCUAGCCACUCUUUUGGUCUUUGGGUCUGCAAAAAAUAAACAAAGUGUAUGAAUAGGAAUGUCUGGUAA